This is a messenger RNA of Triticum aestivum (bread wheat), 1458 nucleotides long. RefSeq names its product protein trichome birefringence-like 13. The transcript has 6 exons. Bases 54 to 1268 code for a protein of 404 amino acids. Gene Ontology annotation, molecular function: O-acetyltransferase activity. The record is from RefSeq and is a predicted model, not a curated record. Gene Ontology annotation, cellular component: Golgi apparatus. Lineage: Eukaryota; Viridiplantae; Streptophyta; Magnoliopsida; Poales; Poaceae.
UGUUUUUUUAAGCCCAAGCAAAACUCGAUCCUGUUCGCCUCGCCGUGUCUCCCAUGCCGCCGGCGAGGAGCCCGGCCGCCGGCCUGCGGCGGCGCAAAGUCUUCCUCCCUCUCGUGUUGCUCCUCCCCCUUAUUCUACUGACCCUAAUCCUGAUCUUCCCAUCUCGCUCCAUCCCCGCGCUCCGCGACGCAGCUCUCAGGUCCCAACAGACCUGCGACUACGCUGCCGGCGGAUGGGUGUCCGACUCCUCCGCCGAGUCCCACCUCCGGUACGACCACACGUGCAAGGAGAUCUUCAAGGGGUGGAACUGCAUCGCCAACGGCAAGCGCAACGGCCGCGCCCUCCUCCGCUGGCGAUGGAAGCCCGAAGGGUGCGAGCUACUCCCCAGGCUCGACCCGCUCCGGUUCUUAGAGCGUCAUAGGAACACCAACAUUGGAUUUGUGGGUGAUUCUUUGAAUCGAAACAUGUUUGUCUCAUUGGUCUGCAUGCUCAGGGGAGUGAACGGAGAGGUUCGCAAGUGGCGUCCAGCAGGGGCAGACCGAGGUUUCACAUUCCUACGCUACAACCUCACCCUCGCAUACCACCGAACUAAUCUUUUGGUACGCUAUGGCAGCUGGUCAGCCAGUCCAAACGGAGGUCCCCUAGAAUCUCUUGGAUACAAGCAAGGCCACAGGAUUGAUGUUGAUAUUGCGGACCAAACAUGGGCAGAGGCACCAAGCUUCCAUGAUAUUCUUAUUUUCAAUACGGGGCAUUGGUGGUGGUCCUCUUCAAAGUUUGAUCCAAUACAGUCACCGAUGCUCUUCUUUGAGAAAGGGAAGCCGAUUAUACCUCCUUUACUGCCACCUGAAGGACUGGAUUUGACUCUUAAACACAUGAUAACAUUUGCGAACAAAGCAAUGAGACCCAAUGGAUUGAAAUUCUUCAGCACUCAAUCUCCUAGACAUUUUGAAGGUGGUGAUUGGAAUGAAGGUGGAUCUUGUCAACGUGACCAACCCUUGUCCUCUGAAGAGGUCAAAGAAUUUUUCUCCUUGGACAACAACGGCACAAACACAGAAGUACGUUUGGUAAACCAGCACUUGAUGAAGGCUCUGGAGCAGUCUUCCUUCAGAGUUUUGAACGUCACUCACAUGAGCGAAUUCAGAGCUGACGCUCAUCCGGCGACAACCGGAGGAAAGAAGCACGACGAUUGCAUGCAUUGGUGUUUACCAGGACCAACCGAUGCAUGGAACGAUUUGCUAGCAGCAAGUCUUGCGGCAAUUCAGAGCUAGCCUUGUGAGAAAAUUUCCCCAAUUUUUUUCUUGGGGUAUGAAUACGUUGGAGAUUUCCUCCGAAUACCAAACUGUAGAUUUAACCCAGUAUUGGAGUUUUACGACGUGUACUCCAGAAUCCUAGAAUACAUUAAUUGGAUUUGUUUGUUGGACGAUCAAACAGAGUGGAGUUUUCUCCCACACCGACUUA